AUGUCCUCGCAGGACAGCUCUAGCAGCAAUCAGUCUUUGGAUAAGUUCUUGAAGGAGAGGAUGGCUCCGGUCAUCAUCGCUGGUGGCGAGGUUAUCGAAAACAGGAACCUGAGCAUGGAACUCUCCCGCACUGAAAGCAACAGAAGCUCUGUUUUCCGACGGCCGAGUGUUGAGUCUCGAAACAGCUCCCAGGUGUCCUUGGCGUCUCGUGAAGUCCCCAAGAGAACCUUAUGGCCAUCCCCGUUUCCCCGAAAUUCCGGGCAAAGCUCAUCGCUAAGUGCCCGUCGACCCUCUGAGAGCAGCGAGUCUGAUUUCCCUGGGAAAAAGCCGACCAUAGCGCUUAGAAGAUCCAUACAAAGACUCAAGUCUGGAAAGCAGGAUUCGCCGAAAAUACCCAAGCCGAUCAUUACUACAACUCCUGUUAUGUCACCACCGUUGACGAGUUUGGAUGCCAGCAUCCUGUCAAAUGACUCCCUCGCAGAACCUUCGAUGAUCCCAAACGCUGUAUCAUCCGCUUCGACAGAUCUCUCCGCCCCUAAGAAGCUCAUCAAAAAGGCGCGAACUCCGAGGUGUUGGAAUCUGUUUGGUCGAUCACAGGCCGAGAAGGACGAGUCUGCGCCAAAAACCGUGACUGCCACUGUCAAGGUUGUACCGAGCAAGCCGGUUGCGUUCUACACUAUAUUGGACGGAUCAGAGCAGGAUGACAAUGAAUCGUUGGAUGUGGAAGAGGUUCUCCGUGAGGCCAAGGUCAUACCUGAUACCUUGGGACAAAAUGGAAGCAGAAGACCGCCUGUGGUUCAGAACUCGACCACAGCUGCCUCUCCGAGUACCGCUCAGCCUGUUUUUGAGCCAGCAACCAGGGUCGGGCGAGCUGCGACAGUCCCAGAAACGAUUCCGAAUCAGCGUCUUGCGUCUACUUCACAGGCGGACCCUCUCCCGGCAUCAGAACAACAGCCUACCUCGACGGAUACCACCAAGGUGACGAGCCGGCCAAGUAGGCUUCCACAGAUCGGCCGCAUCCCGAAGGUUGGGAGCACCAAAACUACCCUGACGUCCCCAAAGAGUUCCUCAUCGAGACAAAUCACUCGGCUCAGCACACUGAAAACAUCACCAAAGCCUGUCACCCAAGACGAUUCGAAGGGCAAGGAGCCCAGCGUUCCUAGUCAAACCAUGACACACCCAGACGAUGAUGGACGCGUGUUCAAAGAUCCUUCCAAUAUCUCGGCCUUAAUCCAUUGUAUUCCACGCUAUUCGCCGCCGAUUCCUCGCCAACCUGCGCAGGAGUUCCUCUCAUUUUCUCCUCCGCAAGACUCGACUACGACGACGGCGUCAUCCGACAGCUCGUGUGCUUUCCCCAACUAUGCCAAUGCGAUCGGGAUUGUACCGGAAUCCCAUGCUCCUCUCACUGAGGACGAAAUCUGGGAUGAGUACAAUGACCUGCUUGGAGAGGACACGAUCCAGUUCUCCGCAAUGGAGGGGCCAUCGGUUCCCAAACCCCUAAGGCUUGAGAGAGAUAAGGCGAAGGAGAUCGAACCAUCUCUUGAGUCUCCAACGCUCAGCCCUCCUCCUUUAGGCAGCCUCGUCGAGGUGCUGCGAUCAUCGAGUGUUCGUGGCUCUGAUGUCCUGCAACAGGCCACAAGGGGAGUGAACGGUGAAAGGAUAUCGGCUUUGCCAACUUCAAUUCCGGAGAGCGGAAAUCUGGCCACCACGGACGACAGCAAUCCAGAAGCCGAACCGAACCAAGAAAUUAUCUCACUUGAGAAACAGGUUCGGCUGUCAGAUGCCAGUGGAAGCAGUCAAGGCUCGGAUGAUUCCUCGCCGCUCGCUCAGGUCAACCUUCGCGUCGGCUCCAUGACAGUGAGCAAGUGGCUUACUUUCGGUCAUGUUUUGUUCAGUCCUGUCCGCGACGAGCUGAUUCCCGUCUCCGGCUCUCUGAAUCGUCCUUCGAUUCUGGUGAUUGACGGUCUAGGCAAUGAUGACUGGUCCUUUUACGCCGCAGAGACAUAUCCGGCUGCGACUUUCUUCAACCUCUCUCCUCGCGCUCCACUCCCAGCAGAAUACCGGACCGAGUCAUCAUUUCCGCUUACUCCUCCAAACCACCAUCAAGUCCAGUAUCUUUCGUACAGGGAUAAAUUUCCAUUUGGCGCCAACAGCUUCACCGCCGUCGUCUUUCGUUUCCCUGCUGCGGCCCCCGAGAGCCAUUACCGCAACAUCAUUUCAGAAGCCCGUCGUGUCCUCCAACCUGGUGGAUAUAUUGAGCUCUCGAUCCUCGAUGUGGAUUUGAACCAAAUGGGCAAUCGUUGCCGCCGUGCAGUGCGCCGGCUGAAGGAGCGGAUUCACAUCACAUCCCCCGACAUCAGCCUUGCCCCUGCGUCUGACCUGAUCCUUCGGCUCAUGGGGCGGCGCGGCUUUAUCGACAUUAAGAGUUGCCGUGUUGGUGUCCCCGUUGCGAGCUCUAUUGCGAAAUCCCUCUCAGGAACCAACAGCAGCGACCCUAACAAGUCGGUGGAGGAGAAAAAGAAGUACAAGGACAAGCGCAGCCUCCCGGAGAUGAUGGACGAUGAGAGCCCUGUUGCAGAUGAAAGCAUUGCCAAGUCUGUUGCAAAGGUCGGCCGCUGGUGGUACACACGUUGCUACGAGAGUGCAGCUGGCGUCGGAAUAGACGGAGAUGACAAUGAGCAGCCGAGCUAUCGCAGCAUGUGGAGCGAUAAGGCACUGCUCGCCGAGUGUGAGCAGUGGGGUACUAGCCUGAAGCUGAUGGUUUGUCAUGCGAGAGUGCCAGAGGGGCCAGCGCGUGUCGCAAGUAUUUGA
Thermochaetoides thermophila DSM 1495 is the source of this 2811-nucleotide messenger RNA. RefSeq lists its product as uncharacterized. The transcript has a single exon. The record is from RefSeq and is a predicted model, not a curated record. NCBI's taxonomy places the organism in Eukaryota, Fungi, Ascomycota, Sordariomycetes, Sordariales, Chaetomiaceae. The coding region runs from base 1 to 2811 and encodes 936 amino acids.